This is a messenger RNA of Carica papaya (papaya), 768 nucleotides long. RefSeq lists its product as uncharacterized. NCBI's taxonomy places the organism in Eukaryota, Viridiplantae, Streptophyta, Magnoliopsida, Brassicales, Caricaceae. Gene Ontology annotation, cellular component: chloroplast thylakoid membrane; chloroplast stroma. The record is from RefSeq and is a predicted model, not a curated record.
UACUUCCCACCUCAACAGACGCACCCAACCCCAAGAAAUAUCUAAUCCUAUCUAAACACAACAUCGCAGCUUUACUUCUUCAACGAGGUCGAAAAUGGCCUCUGCUACGAGACUGCUCCUCCAGCCCACGCGUGUCGCCUCCCACGCGCAACUCUUUAGCAACUCAUUCUCGGUUUCCUUCCCCACCGCCACCAUCAGUGGUGCCAACACGAUGCGGUUCCGUGGAUUGAGUCAAGGACACGGUCAACGAGUUUUGCUAUCAGUUUGCAAGUUAUCGGCGGGAAGUGACGGCACCGUGCCGGCUGGAGAAGACGACAAUGAAGACGGAAUCUCGCUCGGAACCAUGAAGCUGCCUCUGGAUACCGAUCUUGACAGAUUCGAGUCCCUACUCUUUCAGUGGGGAAACAGUUUGUGCCAAGGAGCUAAUCUUCCUCUUCCUGUUCCUUUAAGGGUGGAUAAAAUUGCAGGAGGAGCAAGAUUGGGUUUCAUAACAAUUGGAGAAGGGAAGACCGAGGUGUCGGUGUAUAUAGAUUGUCUGGUUUUUCCGGCGGCUGGUGGGUCUCCGCCACUUUUCAGAGCCAUAAGAAAUGGACCACUCAGAGACAUGGCUCCCCCUGGUGAGCCAAGAAUCAUGAGGAGUCUCUUGCAGGCUCUCCAGAAGUCGGUUGAAAUUGCUAGGCUUUGAAUAUGUUUUAUAAACUAUAGAUUUAAUCUUUUCUUUCAUGUAUAAACAACAGAUAUGCAAUGGAUUUUGUUUAUUGGACGUUA